Messenger RNA from Spinacia oleracea (spinach), 1607 nucleotides. RefSeq names its product fatty acyl-CoA reductase 3-like. Lineage: Eukaryota; Viridiplantae; Streptophyta; Magnoliopsida; Caryophyllales; Amaranthaceae. The record is from RefSeq and is a predicted model, not a curated record. Gene Ontology annotation, molecular function: alcohol-forming very long-chain fatty acyl-CoA reductase (NADP+) activity. Gene Ontology annotation, biological process: suberin biosynthetic process; long-chain fatty-acyl-CoA metabolic process. Bases 53 to 1495 code for a protein of 480 amino acids. Gene Ontology annotation, cellular component: intracellular membrane-bounded organelle. The transcript is spliced from 10 exons.
GGCAAAGAGUAGUAGUCCGUACCCUCCUUUGAGCUUAUUGGUGCACAAAUCAAUGGAAGAUAGAAACGGAAUUGAGUUUCUUUUCAACAAAACUAUUUUAAUUACAGGCGCAACUGGCUUCCUUGCAAAAGUGAUCGUGGAGAAGAUACUUCGCGUUCAACCAAAUGUGAAGAAAUUGUAUCUUCUUAUAAGAGCCAAGGAUCACAACUCAGCACUUGAAAGACUUCAUUCCGAGAUCACAGGGAAGGAAUUGUUUAAAGUACUAAGAGAAAGAUAUGGUGCGAAAUUUGAUUCCUUCAUUUCUGAAAAAGUGGCUCCAAUUACUGGGGACACGUCAUUAAUUAAUUUGAGUUUAAGGGGUGAUAAUAGCAAUAUUAAUAAGGAUAUCGAUGUUAUCAUUCAUGCAGCCGCAACUACAAGAUUUGAGGAGAGGUAUGAUGUGGCUUUGGGAAUCAACACUUUUGGAGCUAAAAAUAUCAUUCACUUCGCCCAAACAUGCCCCAAUUUGCAAAUUAUUGUCGAUGUUUCAACUGCUUAUGUUUGCGGAGAGAAGGUCGGACUUAUUCCAGAAACACCCCAAAAGAUGGAUAUAGUUGGGUUUAACAUUGAUAUUGAAAAGAAGUUGGUUGACAAGACCUUGACUCAUCUCAUAGGCAAGAAAGUUUCCACUAAAGAAAUUCGUGAUACCAUGAGACGUUUGGGCCAAAAAAGGGCGGAAUUGUACGGAUGGCCUAAUACUUACGUAUUUACAAAAGCAAUGGGUGAGAAACUUAUUUGGGAGUACAAAGAAAAUUUAUCAGUGGUCAUUAUUCGCCCUACCAUGAUUAGCAGUACUUACAAAGAACCCUUUCCCGGAUGGGUUGAAGGUGUUGGAAGUGUAGCUACUGUUUCUAUUGUAUAUGGCAAAGGACUUGUUCGUUUUACCUACGGUGAUGAUAACACUAUCUUUGAUUUGAUUCCGACUGAUAUGGUGGUAAAUUCGAUAGUUAUGGCAAUGAUGGCAAAUGCGAAUAAACAUUGUUUAAAAAUUUAUCAUGUGGGAUCUUCUUUGAGAAACCCUUUACCUUUUCGUAAACUACUUGACAUCAAUUAUCAAUACUUUUCCAACAACCCUUGGAUUGAUGGUCAAGGAAUGUUGGUGAAGAUUAGUAAGGCCAUUUUGGUGAAGAGACGACUUCAUUCUCAAAUCCUUUUUCUUCUAUUUAUCAUUGUGUUCAUGAUUUUAAAAUUAGUGGAUAAAGCAUCAUGCCAUUAUUACAGGCUCAUUCAAGAUAAACUUUUGCAGAUAAAAGUUACAUAUAAAAUUUGGAAAACUUUCAAGCCAUAUACGUCAUUUGCCGGCAUCUUUGAUGACGAGAACACUGAGAAGCUAAGGACAACAUUGUGCAAAAAUGGCGAAGGUGAAGAGGUUUUCAACUUUGAUCCAAAGUGCAUUAAUUGGGAAGAUUAUCUUCUCAACAAUCACAUUCCAGCAACGGUCAAAUACCUGUUUUAAUGCUUUCUGGCCUUUUUCUAGCUUCGGCUACAAUGUACAAUCAAUAAUAUUAUCUUUAAACUCUUGCGAUUGUAUUAUAAUAAUGGCCAGCUAAAUAGCUAAUAUCCUUGUA